Pistacia vera is the source of this 582-nucleotide messenger RNA. Its product is annotated as F-box protein CPR1-like. Lineage: Eukaryota; Viridiplantae; Streptophyta; Magnoliopsida; Sapindales; Anacardiaceae. Bases 1 to 582 code for a protein of 193 amino acids. The transcript has a single exon. The record is from RefSeq and is a predicted model, not a curated record.
AUGAGCCGUCAAACAAUUGGCUCACGUACAGAGUGUUUUUGCACAGAAAUAAUUGGAUGUUGUAAUGGGUUGCUUUGCACUCAAUUUCUUGAUUUUGAUUAUGCUUUAUGGAAUCCAUUUACAAGGCGGUAUAACAAGUUACCUCAGGCACCUAAACUUGAAUUUGAUCUUUUAAAGAAUUCGAAGCCUUUCGAAGGAUUUGGAUAUGAUCAUGUACAUGAUGACUAUAAGGUAUUGAGAAUAUUUCAGAUUUUUUACCCAGAUGAUUUAAAUCGCAAAAAUUCUAUUAUUCGCAAUCAAAUUUAUGUUUAUAGUCUUAGAUUGAAUUCAUGGAAAUGUAUUGAAGAUUAUCCUUAUGGUGAUCAUAAUUAUGAGUUUCAGUAUAAUCAUAAUCGAGGGUGCUUUGUAAAUGGUGCGUCACAUUGGUUAGCAUAUCCUUUAAUAUUGAAUGAGAAUGGAUUUCGGGUUCAAGGAUUAGAGUGGUCAAUUGUUGCUUUUAACUUUGAAGUUGAAAAAUUUAAUACAAUACCACAUCCAAAUGCCAAUAGAAAUGGGAAAAGUUUCCAAAUUGAUAAUCUAUGA